CAAUAUGAAAGGAAGCCUUGCAUUUCACCAGGAUGUCUACAAAAAUGACUGCAGUUCUGCUGCUGCUACAGCUGAGUAGUCACUUUGGUUCUGGAAGUUGUGGAAAGGUGCUGGUGUGGGCAAUGGAAUUCAGCCAUUGGAUCAACAUGAAAGCAAUACUGGAGGAGCUCACACAGAGGGGGCAUGAGGUGACUGUUCUGAGACCUUCAGGUUCCAUUUUUGUGGGUGAUGACAAAUCAUCUGCCAUUAAAUUUGAGAGCUUUCCAACAUCAUUGUCAAAAGAAGAUGUAGAGAAUAUUUUUUCUCAAUGGGUCAGUGUGUUGGUUUAUGAGAUGCCAAAACAACCAUUUUGGAAAUAUUUUUUAACACUUGCAGAAAAUGGGAGUCAAUUUUUUGCUUACGUGCGCAAUAUAUGUAGAGAUGCAGUUUUGAACAAGAAACUUAUGGCAAAACUACAAGAAUCAAGGUUUGAUGUCAUUCUUUCAGAUGCCAUUUGUCCCUGUGGUGAGUUGCUGGCUGAAAUUCUUCAAAAACCAUUUGUGUAUACUCUCCGCUGCUCUCCUGGUUACACAAUGGAAAAGUACAGUGGAGGACUUCUCUUUCCUCCUUCCUAUGUGCCUACUGUGUUUUCAGAACUAAGUGAUCAAAUGACAUUCAUCGAGCGGGUAAAAAAUUUGCUAUACGUGAUUUAUUUUGACUUUUGGUUUGAAUCAUUUCAUGUGAAGAGAUGGAAUCAGUUUUACAGUGAGAUACUAGGACGACCCACUACACUUUCAGAGACAAUGGCAAAAGCAGAAAUCUGGCUCAUUCGCACCUACUGGGAUUUGGAAUUUCCUCGCCCAAGCCUACCAAAUGUUGAUUUUGUUGGAGGACUCCACUGCAGACCUGCCAAACCUCUGCCUAAGGAAUUGGAAGACUUUGUCCAGAGUUCAGGAGAAAAUGGCGUUGUUGUGUUUUCUCUGGGGUCAAUUGUUGGUUCCUUGACCGAAGAAAGAGCCAAUGUGAUUGCAUCAGCCCUUGCCCAGAUUCCACAAAAGGUUAUAUGGAGAUUCAAUGGCAAGAAACCAGAUACCUUAGGACCCAACACUCGACUGUAUAAAUGGAUUCCCCAAGGUGACCUCCUUGGUCAUCAGAAAACCAGAGCUUUUAUAACUCAUGGUGGAACCAAUGGCAUCUAUGAGGCCAUCUAUUAUGGAAUCCCAAUGGUUGGCAUUCCACUGUUUGCAGAUCAACUUGAUAAUAUUUCUCACAUGAAGAUCAAGGGAGCAGCUAUUAGGUUGGAUUUUAACACAAUGUCAAGUGUUGAUUUGCUUAAAGCAUUGAAUACAGUCAUCAAAGACCCAUCAUAUAAAGAUAAUGCUAUGAGAUUAUCAAGAAUUCACCAUGAUCAGCCAGUGAAGCCUCUGGACCGAGCUGUCUUCUGGAUAGAGUUUGUCAUGCGCCACAAAGGAGCUAAACACCUCCGGGUUGCUGCCCAUGACCUCUCCUGGUUCCAGUACUACUCUCUAGAUGUGGUUGGGUUCCUGCUGACCUGUGUGGCAACUGUGAUAUUCAUUGUUACUAAAUGCUGUCUGUAUUGCUGCCAGAAGCUUGCAAAAACAGGAAAGAAAAAAAAAGGGGAGUAGUUUACUCAACCUGAACCUGGGAGUCCUGAUAGAUGAACCUAUUCCAAUUUACUUCAACAAUAAGAAGUUACAAUGCUAGGCACCCUUCUGUCUGUGAGAAAGCAAAAUUUCAAAACUUACAUAAUCAAUCAGUUUCUUUUCCAGAAAUUCCUGGUUGAGGAGUAUAAAUAUUUCAGGUCAAAGAAAAAUCAAACAUUGAGGAAGAUUAAACUAUAUGAACCCGUGUAGAAAUGUAAUAAUGUAAUUUAUUAUUCAUAAGAAAAAACUUGAUGAGUUUAAUUAUGAUUAUUCAUUGAGACAAAAACAGUAAGGAUACACUCACAGUAGAAAUAUGGUUUCUCAUAUUCUCAGCCUGCUUUAACUUCAUUUUAGUGCAGAAAUUUGUAUCUUUAACUUUCUUGAAGAAAGCACUCAGUAAUUAAAAUUGUGUAAACAGUCUGACUCUACCAUCUGGGUUUGAGAGACAUUUGUUGCUGCUGUCUUUUACUAUAAAUCCAGCCUCCGCAUUGCUUCUCUCCUGAGCAUCUGGAAUAAUGUUUGCCGUCUUCCAGCUAAGUCACUUCCCAAUAGAAUGUCUGUGGAAUUACUGUACAAUUGAGCUACUGAAAAAAAAUUUUGGUUUCAUAAGCUAAUUAUUAGUUACUCUUAAUCCUUAAAAAAAAAUUGAUCUGGUUGCCCACUCUUGUAAUCAUACUUUUGAAAUAAACACUAGUCCUCAAUUUUAGGUUGUGGUAAUAUAAAACAGGAACAGGAAAGAAACUCAUUGAAUUUUCCCCUCUUCUCAAAUGGGACACCAUGUUACCUAUAUGUGUUACAGGCCUGUUGUGAAAUGUAAUAAGAUUUUGUAUAAAUAUUUUUACUGUUCUACAAUCUGUAA
Molecule: messenger RNA, 2502 nt
Organism: Sciurus carolinensis (gray squirrel)
Lineage: Eukaryota; Metazoa; Chordata; Mammalia; Rodentia; Sciuridae
Product: UDP-glucuronosyltransferase 2B31-like
Exons: 6
Coding region: 33-1625 (530 amino acids)
Molecular function (GO): UDP-glycosyltransferase activity
Source: RefSeq, a predicted model, not a curated record